AAACAGCCUCAAUUAGCUGUGUUGUUUCUGUUUUUUGACGACAAGAGUGGUCCAGUCCGCCUAAUAUUGUUGUUAGUUUACUUCUCAUAAAAUUAAAAAGGCCGUUCUCCAAAAAGAAAAUUAAAAAGGCCAGGCCAGUUCGUACAGAAACGAAUAAGUCCACGUGAGUGAACGUAUUUUUCAUACAUUUUUCGUUUUGUGGACUCAGAUCAUCACAGUCUGCUCUCGUCUCAUACGGGUUCUUCAUGCUAAAUAUUUUUCUCUCACUUUCCAUAUUUCAAUCAUUUCUCUUUGGAAGUGGAGACGUACACACAAAAAAAAAAAAAAAAAAAACCACUGAACUAAAAAUUAAUAUUUGAUUCUAUUUCUUAUUUGUUUAUAUUUACUUGUAAAAGGUGUGCGGAAAUUAUUUACGUGAAAAACCAUGGAAUCGCAUAUAAAAUGUCAUGCCAUCUUGUGAUCUCUCUCAUUACCAGUCUCUUCCAUGUUCCAUUCCUUGGUCAUAUUUCCAAUGGAGUUUGAAGUUUCUGGGCUCUUGCAAUUGUUUUACACCUUCAUUUGCUUUCUUCUAUUCUCUAUGAUCUUCAGCCUUUUCCUAUUGAGAUCAAAACUAUGGUGCAGUUGUGAAAUUUGUCAGACCUAUCUCACCUCAAGCUGGUCUUUAGAAUUCGUAAACCUUUGUGAUUGGUAUGCACAUCUUCUUCAAGAUUCUCCAAGCAAAACCAUCCACAUACAUGUUCUAAGAAACACCAUCACAGCCAACCCUGAAAACGUCGAGUACAUGCUCAAAACUCGAUUCAAAAACUACCCGAAAGGCAAACCCUUCUCUACAAUCCUUGGCGACUUUCUAGGUCAAGGCAUAUUCAACGUGGACGGCCACUCAUGGAGGUUUCAGAGGAAAAUGGCAAGCCUGGAGCUCGAUAGACACUCGGUACGAUCGUACGCUUUCGAGAUUGUCAACCACGAAAUCGAGCACCGUCUCAUCCCUCUCUUAACAUCCGUUUGUUCUAAUUCGGAUGGUGGUAACGGAAUAGUCCUCGAUUUACAAGACGUGUUCAAGAGAUUCUCGUUCGACACCAUAUGCAAGUUCUCUUUCGGGUUGGACCCUAUGUGCCUAGAGUUGUCACUGCCCUUGUCUGAAUUCGCCAUCGCUUUCGACAUGGCCUCGAAGUUGUCCGCCGAGAGAGCCAUGACGCCAUCUCCCAUAAUUUGGAAGAUCAAGAGAAUUUUAAAUUUGGGGAGCGAGAAGCAACUUAAAGAAUCCAUAAAUAUGAUCAACGCUUUAGCCAAAGAGGUGAUCGCCAGAAAGCGCGAAUCGGGAUUUUCAACCCAAAGAGAUCUCUUGUCAAGAUUCAUGAGAAGUGUAGAAGAUGAAGGCUACUUAAGAGACAUUGUUAUAAGUUUUCUAUUGGCAGGGCGUGACACUAUGGCGUCUGCUUUGACAAGUUUCUUUUGGCUCAUGGGGACCCACCCGAACGCUGCGUCAGCAAUUCGGUUGGAGGCUGAUAGAGUGCUUGGAAUCAAUCAGGGUCUCAAGAGCUUUGAGCAAAUGCAAGAACUUCAUUAUUUACAAGCCGCAAUUUAUGAGAGCAUGAGGCUCUACCCUCCUGUACAGUUUGAUUCAAAGUUUUGUGAACAAGAUGAUGUUUUACCCGAUGGCACGUUUGUGAGGAAAGGGACUAGGGUUACUUACCAUCCGUACGCAAUGGGUAGGAUCCAGGAGAGUUGGGGCUCCGACUGCAUGGAAUUCAAGCCCGACAGAUGGUUGAAGGAUGGCGUUUUCUUCAUGGAAAACCCUUUCAAGUACCCAAUUUUUCAACCGGGACUUAGGGUUUGUCUGGGGAAAGAGAUGGCUGUGAUGGAGAUGAAAACUGUUGUGCUUUCACUGCUGAGACGAUUUAACAUCGAACAUGCAGCACAUGAAUCAUGUCGUGUGCCGAAGUUCUCUCCUGGACUCACUGCGACCUUAAGCAGUGGGUUUCCAGUGCUGGUGAAAGAAAGGACUAGCACCACCAUCGUGUCAUGAGUAAUGAGUCAUGACUCACGAUGGGUCAUAUAUAUUCUGCUCAGCCAUAUGUGGUACAUCUAUUUUUGGUGCAUGUUAUAUGGGUCUACCAAUGCAAUAGGGGUGCGCAGUGUGACAUGGACGAAACUAGGCCAACCUGUGGCUGAAUUCAAUGUGUACCAUAUGUAACCAGAAUGUCUGCUUUGGUGCGGUGUACGGUAUUUAUUUCGGUGUACAAGAUGGUGGCAAUGUAGCUGGCUUUUCUUGAUCACUGUGCAAGCAGAUACAUAUAUAUUCCUUCAUGAUAUAAUUAGCUAAAGCUAGUGAUGAUUUGCUUUA
Pyrus x bretschneideri (Chinese white pear) is the source of this 2344-nucleotide messenger RNA. RefSeq names its product cytochrome P450 94C1-like. The transcript has a single exon. Gene Ontology annotation, molecular function: heme binding; oxidoreductase activity, acting on paired donors, with incorporation or reduction of molecular oxygen; iron ion binding. Bases 485 to 2026 code for a protein of 513 amino acids. The record is from RefSeq and is a predicted model, not a curated record. Lineage: Eukaryota; Viridiplantae; Streptophyta; Magnoliopsida; Rosales; Rosaceae.